AUGGAGCUUUUAGCAAUAGUAGGUCUGCUCUGGGCCUUUAGCAAGGCUUUCGCUGUGGCCGUGCGGACAUUCUUCGAAACUGUCACAAUAGACCAGUUCCGGUAUGCUUAUUCCCCUGAUACCUCCGCUCGGCUUCUCGAAGCAUGGGCACGUCGCGCACACACGAUCUUAAACACCGUCAAGCUGCCUGACGGGACCACCGCGUUCUGGCUAGGAAAUCCAGACGCCAAGCGACUGCUCCUCCAUCUUCCAGAUGCCGGCAUGCUCUUCCUCCCUUAUGAACUCACCCCAACCGCGCAAUAUCCUCAUCAGAUGAAGCAGGCUGUGGCGCUCCUCCAAUAUGUCAUCGAGGACCUGGGGAAGCGGCCGUCUGAUAUUGUGCUGCUGGGUGAUUCUGCGGGUGCACAUCUUAUCUUGUCCGUCCUAUCUCAUCUUGCGCAUCCCCAUCCUCACAUUCCUCCCCUACUCUUGCGUGAGAAACUUGCUGGGGCAUUGUUGCUUUCACCGUGGAUGGGCGAGUCUCGGACCGACUAUGACAGUUGUCGGAGAAACGCGUCGCGGGAUCUUGUCUCACCAGGGCUAUUGACUUAUUGGGCCGAUAUGUUUCUUGGAGAUGCUGAGUUCGACAGCUAUAGCCGGCCUGCGGGUGCGCCUGAAGGCUGGUGGCGGGAUCUGCCUGUGGAGGAUAUUUUCAUUGGGGUGGGAGGGUAUGAGGUGUUGUAUGAUUCGAUUAUAAAGACUGCUAGGAAGAUUAAGGCAGAACAUACUGGAGUCACCAUUAGUAUUGCCCAUCUUGAAGUCCAUUGCGAGGCCCUUUCACCUUUCAAUCCGGGAGUGGUUUCGCCGGAUCAGUAUAGAGCGUUGCUGGCAUGGUUGAAGGGUACUUUGUGCAAGUGA
This is a messenger RNA of Aspergillus costaricaensis CBS 115574, 897 nucleotides long. RefSeq names its product esterase. The transcript has 5 exons. Lineage: Eukaryota; Fungi; Ascomycota; Eurotiomycetes; Eurotiales; Aspergillaceae. Gene Ontology annotation, molecular function: hydrolase activity. The coding region runs from base 1 to 897 and encodes 298 amino acids. The record is from RefSeq and is a predicted model, not a curated record.